AUGGAGAAUACUGGUGUUGGGAUGCCGUUUUCAGAUUUAGGGCAAACGAGGGUUUACCAGUCAUUUUCCGAUUUAUCGGCAGAGAGGUAUCCCGUAGGGUUCUUGGAUUUACUGGGUGUUCAUCAAAACAACUCUCGUUAUGCCCUGGUCCAGACGCCGCCGAUGCAGUUACCGGCGAUCUCAUCUGCUUCUUGCGAAGCUGUGACUGGAGAUGAAAAGAAGAGAGACUAUGAAGACAAUGAUGAUGAAGAAGAAAAAGAGAAACAUAAGAGAAAAAUGCGGUUUAAAAUAACGAAGCUUAGUGAAGAGAAGAAGGUGAGAGUGCCAAGAGUGUCAUUCAUCACGAAGAGCCAAGUUAAUAAUCUAGACGAUGAUUAUAAUUGGAGAAAAUACGGUCAAAAACCUGUCAGAAACAGCACUUUUCCAAGGAGUUACUACCGUUGCACUACAACUUGGUGUGACGUGAAGAAGAGAGUGGAGAGAUCAUUCAGUGAUCCAAGCAAUGUAAUCACUACUUACGAAGGUCGACACACGCAUCCUAGACCACUCAUCAUGUCUAAAAGAGGCAACUCUGAAUCCAAUGGCUCAGCUUCUGGAGCCCACUUUGGCCUCCCUAAACUCCCUCCUCACCUUCAUCAUCAGCUUUUCGAUUACAAUAACCAUCAGCAACAACAACAACACGAGAUGUCUUUUUUUGGAAGGCAAGAAAAGGGAUUUGAUCGUGAGCACGUGAUGAAGAAGAGUCGAACUCAGAAUCUGCUGGAUGGGGCUGGUUUAGUCAAAGACCAUGGCCUUCUUCAAGAUGUUGUUUCGUCUCGUGUCAUUAAGAAAGAGCAUUAG
Messenger RNA from Microthlaspi erraticum, 840 nucleotides. The record is from the annotation of a GenBank genome assembly. Lineage: Eukaryota; Viridiplantae; Streptophyta; Magnoliopsida; Brassicales; Brassicaceae.